This is a messenger RNA of Metarhizium brunneum ARSEF 3297, 1098 nucleotides long. RefSeq lists its product as uncharacterized. The record is from RefSeq and is a predicted model, not a curated record. NCBI's taxonomy places the organism in Eukaryota, Fungi, Ascomycota, Sordariomycetes, Hypocreales, Clavicipitaceae.
AUGUUAGGACUGCGUCAGCUAUCAUGGAUCGAUGACCGUCUCCGCGAGGCCUUCCCGAACAAGAAUGAGGAGUUCUUUGGUGGUCUCAACAUUCUUCUGGUUGGCGACUUCUUCCAGCUCCCACCCCCCGUGCUACAGAAGCCGCCUGAUUACGAUAAAGAGGUGCAGGGAGUAGAGAUCAAAGGCGGGAACACGUAUAGACGCUUCGAUAAAUCGGUCUUCUUGAAGGUUGUCCAACGGCAUCGGGGCGACGAUCAGAAGGCGUUUCGCACAGCUCUCGGGGAAUUGCGGCUCCUCCAACUAUCGGUCGAGUCCUGGAAACUCCUUUCCACCCGAGUACAGGCAAAACUAGAUGAUCAAGAGGUCGCCAGGUUCGCCAACGCCUUAGGAGUAUACGCGACUAAAGAUAGGGUGAACGAAUAUAACCACUACCACCUCGACCGCCUCGACCGCCCAGUCAUUCAGGUCAAGGCUAAGAAUGUUGGGCCCGGCGCGGCUGCUGCUCCUGACGACAAUGCGGGCAACCUUGCGAAGCUGAUCCCCAUAUACAUUGGCGCCCGUCUGAUGCUGACGUACAACCUUUGGCAGCCAGUUGGCCUCUGCAACGGCGCACGAGUUACCGUUUACGACAUCGGCUGGGCGCCUGGGGCCGACCCCGUCCACGACUCUCCCUGUGUUAUCAUGAUGGAGUUUGACAAGUACAGCGGGCCGGUGUUCUUGACCACCGCUGAUGGCAGGAAGAUUGUCCCGAUUCUCCCUGCAGAGAGAGACUUCCUCAUCGGAGCCACUUGUUGCACUCGCACCCAGUUUCCCCUGAUUGUAUGCUACGCUAUUACCGUUUACAAGUCGCAAAGUAUCACUGAAGAUUUGAUUGUUACUGACCUCUCCUGCCGGGACUUUCAGACUGGUCUCAGCUACGUAGCUGUCUCGUGUGUGAAAACGCUCCAGGGCUUGAUGUUGGAUGCGCCAUUUGAUCGUAGUCACCUGUUUUAUGAGUCUCCCCCGGAUGGUAUGAAGAUGAAGAUGAGGGAUCAGCGUCAUAGGAGACAACAGGUUCUUACACGGAAUCCCUACAAGACAGACCAGAGUUCUGUAUAA